CAAAGAAAACAUGAGUAAAUACUAAAAUACUAAAAAACUAAAAAAUGGCAACGCCCAAAUUAUAAACAUGAAAAUACAUACUUGUAACAAAAUAGCAACCGACGAUCAAAACGAUUUAUAACCAGAAAACUACUCGGAAAUCGGAGUCGAUUCCGAGAAAGAAGGAGACGAUGAUCGGAGCUGGGAAGAUCAAGCAGUACACAAAUGUGCUUGACAAGCCCCUUAGCAAGGGCAAACAAGAGGUCAGUUUGGGUGCGUUUGCUUACUUAUUUUCAGAACUUGUUCAGUACAAUCAAACACAAGUUGACAACAUUGGAGAACUAGAAAAGAGAUUGGAGGAUGCUGGCUAUGCUGUUGGGACACGAGUACUUGAACUACUUUGCAAUAGAGAAAAGGGUAAUAGAAGGGAGACACGGUUGUUGGGCAUUUUGUCUUUUAUACAUAGUACUGUAUGGAAGGUUUUAUUUGGAAAGGUAGCUGAUUCACUUGAAAAAGGCACUGAACACGAAGAUGAAUAUAUGAUUAGUGAAAAGGAGCUUCUUGUAAACAGAUUUAUUUCUGUUCCAAAGGACAUGGGAUCCUUCAAUUGUGGUGCUUUUGUUGCAGGGGUAGUAAGGGGAGUGUUGGAUAAUGCUGGCUUCCCGGCUGUUGUUACCGCUCAUUUUGUUCCUGUCGAUGGUCAACAACGCCCUCGGACCACCAUUUUAAUCAAAUUUGCUGAAGAGGUUCUAAGAAGAGAAGCAAGAUUAGGAUGAUUCUUGUGUUAUUCAUAUUGUAUUAUCUUUAAAAAGUAUAUUUACUACAAUUUGUUUUUUUUUAUUAUCUUAAAAAGUACUAGUAUAAUUUUUGUUUGUUUUCCAUUGAUUGAUUUGGAAUGAGGAAAAAAGGAUUCAAAGGGUAUAUUAGAGUUUCUUUUGUUGUUUUCAAGUAUUUAUUGGUGUUUGAAUAAGAAU
Molecule: messenger RNA, 953 nt
Organism: Lactuca virosa
Lineage: Eukaryota; Viridiplantae; Streptophyta; Magnoliopsida; Asterales; Asteraceae
Source: the annotation of a GenBank genome assembly